Protopolystoma xenopodis is the source of this 477-nucleotide messenger RNA. The record is from the annotation of a GenBank genome assembly. NCBI's taxonomy places the organism in Eukaryota, Metazoa, Platyhelminthes, Monogenea, Polystomatidea, Polystomatidae.
AAUCGAUGCCUUGAGGUGGAAGACGAGCGAGAUCGGUUCCGUGUGCAACUUAACCAACGAGAUCAAGAACUGGCUGAGGUUCGCAUUCUCUACGAGACUUUGGCAAAGGAGCGUGAACAGACCUCGGAUAUAGUACGCCAGGAAUUUGCUGAUCGACUGGUUCGUGGGGAAGAAGAGACGAGGAGGCUGAAGCGCGAGUUGGCCGAGAUGAAAGCAAGAAUGACAGUUGAGAAGGAGCAUGCAGAGGCUAAUGCAAAAAAUGCAGAAGAAGUGGCUACAAAAGAGCUGCAGAAAGUGCAUCAAAGGGUUAAGGAUGCAAUUUCACGCAAGGAGGCAAAUAUGAAUGAUUUGAAGGAACAAUAUCAAAAAGAGAAAGAAGAAUGGCAGAAAAAGGUGGAAAUGACUCAUCGGCGAGUUGAAUAUUUGGAGGGCCUGCUUGAUCAGCAGAGGAAACAACUCCUGAUGGUCAAGAAAUAG